GCGGCGGGAUGGCCGAGGCGCAGCCGGGCCCUUCUGGGCUGCAGCUCAGCGCACUGCCCGACCACUCGCCGCUGCUGCAGCCCAGCCUGGCCGAGCUGCGGCGCCGGGCCGCGGAGGCGGGCGAUCGGCUGGUGCCGCCGCAGCUCACAGACCCCUUUCUGCUUCGGUUCCUGCGCGCCCGGGACUUCGACCUCGACCUGGCCUGGAGGCUACUGAAAAACUAUUAUAAGUGGAGAACAGAAUGUCCAGAAAUAAGUGCAAAUCUAUUGCCUCAAAGUAUUCUUGGCCUUCUGAAGGCAGGCUACCAUGGAGUCCUGAGAAACAGAGAUCGCACUGGAAGCAAAGUUCUUAUUUACCGAAUCACAUACUGGGACCCAAAAGUUUUCACAGCUUAUGAUGUAUUUCGUGUAAGUCUAAUCACAUCCGAGCUUAUUGUACAGGAGAUAGAAACACAACGAAAUGGUGUCAAGGUUAUCUUUGAUUUGGAAGGCUGGCAGUUUUCUCAUGCUCUUCAAAUUACCCCAUCUGUAGCCAAGAGAAUUGCUGCUGUUCUUACAGAUUCCUUUCCACUAAAAGUUCGUGGUAUCCAUUUGAUAAAUGAGCCAAUGAUUUUCCAUGCUGUCUUUUCUAUGAUUAAACCAUUCCUGACUGAAAAAAUUAAGGAACGGAUUCACAUGCAUGGGAACAAUUACAAACAAAGUUUACUUCAGCAUUUCCCAGAUAUUCUUCCUCUGGAAUACGGCGGCGAAGAAUUCUCCAUGGAAGACAUUUGUCAGGAGUGGACCAAUUUUAUAAUGAAGUCUGAAAAUUAUCUCAGCAGCAUUUCACAGACCAUUCAGUGAGAAGCUACUUAAUGUAAAUGGCUUCCUAAUUAAAAAUACAGGAAUGGUCUGGUUACAUGAAUGAAAAAUAUUCCAUUAAACUAAUUAAUCAGGUUGAUCAUGUAAAAAAUCUGAUAAAUUCUGGGUAUUUGGGAAAAUGCCUUUAUUUUUAAAAUACAUCUCCUUAAAAAUAUAGGAGAGUCCUGGUUUUUACAUUCGAAAGAAAAUGACCUCUAAAGUAACUAUCCAUGAACAUCUUUGUUCCUGCAAAGUUUCAUUUUUAAAACAAGUUCUUUGUUUAUGAUAGUUUAGUAAUAAAUUUAUAAAUAAUCCACUGAAAAUAAAUAUUAGCACAAAUAAACUGAUGAUAAAAAUCUGUUAACACUGUUUGUCAUGGAUUUCAGGUUAGGCUAUAGUGUAGAUUUUUACAGUUAUAAAAUAGUUCAUCUUAUCUCAGGGAAAUUCUGUUUUAGCACAUAUGCACAAUACAGAUUGAAGAGUCUAUAAAUUGUAAACUCAUAUGUAGCAUCUAUGGGUCUCUGAAAUUAUUCAUGUUAAUACAACAAAUAGCCAAAAAUAAUUUAGAAAAAUUUCAGGCACAGUUGAUGUCUCCUUAAUACUGUUUCUGCAUUUUCAAACAAUUCAAGACUGUCAUUGACUUCUAUUUUUGGUUAUUCUUAUCACAGCUACAUGGAGAUUUGGAAAUGGAGCAAUAUUUAAUUGUCUUAAACAUGGGCUCUAUUUUUAAUUGGGCAAUAACACAAUUUCACAAGGCAAAAGAAAUGCUCACAUUUUUAUAUCAAUGACAGUUAAAUCUGGAACUUUUCCAGAUAUACAGAUAAUGUAUAAAAUAAUUUGAAUUUUAUUAUGAGAAUAUUCUAACCAAG
This is a messenger RNA of Talpa occidentalis (Iberian mole), 1708 nucleotides long. RefSeq names its product alpha tocopherol transfer protein (gene TTPA). The transcript has 5 exons. NCBI's taxonomy places the organism in Eukaryota, Metazoa, Chordata, Mammalia, Eulipotyphla, Talpidae. Gene Ontology annotation, molecular function: phosphatidylinositol bisphosphate binding. Gene Ontology annotation, cellular component: membrane. Bases 9 to 842 code for a protein of 277 amino acids. The record is from RefSeq and is a predicted model, not a curated record.